UUUUGAGAAAAUGGGAACAACUUGUAGUGAUUGCAAUAAGGUUGAAGAUGAGAUUACAUAAGAAAGCAGAUAAGUAACGGAACCAAUAUCGUAUCGUUACUUUUCAAAAAGUCAAGCUUAAUAUGCUUUAAAUAAUACGUAUGAAUUUAAAUAGUUUUGAAGGGAAGAGGAGCUGAAAAAAAAGAAAGAGAGAGAGAAGAGGUUUACUUUUGAUUUUGAUGAUGGAAGCAAAUAUAUAGGUGAAUGGUUAGGAAAUAAGAGAGAUGGUUACGGAGUGAUGGAAUGGAAGGGUAAUGAAGUAUCAUAGAAGAAUAGAUGGAACGAAAUAUGAGGGAUAUUGGAAAAAUAAUAAAGCAAAUGGAUAAGGAAGAUUUUUGCAUAUAGAUGGGGAUUAUUGUAAAUUAUUUUAAUAAAAAAUAGAUGAAGGAUAAUUUUUAGAUAAUUUAUGUUCUGGAUAUGGUAUCUAUCAAUAUUCUAAUGGGCAUAGAUAUGAAGGAAAUUGGAAAAAUGAUAAAUUCGAAGGUUAAGGGAAGGAAUUUUGGCCAGAUGGAAGUUAUUACAUAGGAUAAUAUGUAAAUGGAGAGAAAUAGGGGAAAGGAAAAUAUAUUUGGGCAGAUGGAAAUACUUAUGAUGGGGAUUGGUGUAACAAUAAAAUGAAUGGAUAUGGGAUUUAUAAAUGGAGCAAUGGUUGUGUUUAUAGAGGUGAGUGGCUUGAUAAUAAUAUGCAUGGAUAAGGUGAAUAUUAAUGGCCAGAUGGAAAGAAAUAUAGUGGAAAUUAUGAAAAUGAUAAGAAAAAUGGCUUUGGAAUAUUUUUAUAUAAUGAUGGGAGAAAAUAUGAAGGUUAAUGGUUUGAUGGUAAAUAGCAUGGAGAAGGAAUAAUUUAUGAAUAGGACGGUAACUAUAAAAAAGGAGAAUGGAGAGAAGGAAAGUUAAUUAAUUAUAUGGAAGUGAAUUGA
Messenger RNA from Paramecium sonneborni, 956 nucleotides. NCBI's taxonomy places the organism in Eukaryota, Ciliophora, Oligohymenophorea, Peniculida, Parameciidae. The record is from the annotation of a GenBank genome assembly.